AUGCGAAAACUAACAAUUAAAUUAAUACAACAUGUUUUCAAGGUGAAUUUAUUGUGGUAUCUGAGAACUCCAGUUGUAAAGUUGAUAGUGGAGGCAGGCCUGGAGUGUGGAAGAAGUGCACAACACUACAAAGUACAAAGUUUGCGUAGAACUUGCUCCCAAGAACUCAUUACUGCAGCUGCUUCGUCAUCGCAAAAAAAUGAAUUUAUUUUGCAUCUCAGCUACAAUCUAGAUUUCAAGGCUUGGAGAACAACACCGGAAACACGUCCUUUGAAAGAGAAAAAGAAAAAACUUAUUCAAGGCGAGUUUUGGAAGAAAAUGAGUCUGCGCGUUGAUGUAGUGAAACACGGCUCAGGAACGACAAAUGAUGGGAAUACCUCUAGAAGAUUCUUUUCAAAUCCUUCGCUAGUGGCUGAGAUUACACAAAUUGACGAAUGUGUAAUAAGUAAACUGGGAGUUAUUCUAGAGAGCUGCGAUAUUGACAGCGUAAAAAUGCAAAAAUGCAUAUCUUCAUUUAAAAAGUCUAUCCAAAAUGUGAGGGAUUCAACUGAUCAUGAUUACUUUGCUGAAGAAGCUGAUAACCAAGGCAAUGAUGCUCAUUGCCUUGGUUCAUUGAAUGAUCAACCAGUAUCACAACCAAAAAGGGCGCGUUAUCAAGAUAUAUAUAAAAAUGUGGCUAAGGAAGUAUGCGACGUUAUUAUUACAUCCAAGAUUGUUUCCGGUUCUCUGAUCAUCUCUCCAUAG
Molecule: messenger RNA, 744 nt
Organism: Brassicogethes aeneus
Lineage: Eukaryota; Metazoa; Arthropoda; Insecta; Coleoptera; Nitidulidae
Source: the annotation of a GenBank genome assembly